ACCAAUGUCUCUGUUUUGUGCCCUCUGCAGCAUGGACAAGGACAGCCAGGAUGUUCACCAGGUGCUGAAUGAGCUCAAGAACAAGUUCCAGGAGAUGAGGAAGCUGAUCAGCUCCAUGCCUGGCAUCAGUGUGAGCCCAGAACAGCAGCAGCAGCAGCUGCAAAACCUCCGGGAGCAGGUCCGGACCAAAAACGAACUGCUGCAGAAGUACAAGAGCCUCUGCAUGUUUGAGAUCCCCAAGGAGUAGAGAGGGAGCAACCCUGCUCUCUGGGUCUGAGCUGCUUCCCG
Messenger RNA from Tinamus guttatus (white-throated tinamou), 288 nucleotides. NCBI's taxonomy places the organism in Eukaryota, Metazoa, Chordata, Aves, Tinamiformes, Tinamidae. The record is from RefSeq and is a predicted model, not a curated record.